AUGCAAGGGCCCGAUCAGGGCUAUCAGCUCGGAGUUGAUGUGGGCGGCACAUUCACAGACGUUUAUGUCUUUACCCCGCACAGAAAGACCGUUCGCGCAAAGGUGCCAACGACACUGCCAGAUCAGAGUAUUGGCAUUCUGCAGGGUAUUGCCAAGGCUCGUGAGAUAUUGAAAGAGCAAUUUGGCUGGUCCGGGACUUUCCAAUUUAUUCAUCAUGGUACGACUACUGCGACAAAUGCAGUUCUUGAAGGGAAGGGUGCUCGGACGGCGCUGAUUGUCACGGCUGGUCAUAAGGAUGUUUUGGCCUUGCGCCGCUCCCAGAUCCCUGGUGGUUUGGGGGCUUGGUUGCACUGGACACCGCCUGAGCCUAUAGUGCCUCUUGAGCGGGUGGUUCAGUGUAAAGAGCGCAUGUCUGUUCAGGGGGAGACGGUCUCGCAGGUUGAUAUAGAGGAUCUGCGUCGUGGCCUGAGAGAUCUGGCUCGCCAUAAACCGGAAGCUGUUGCGAUCUCGUUGUUGAAUUCGCACAGCAAUGAUUCUCAUGAGCGAGUUGUUGAAGAAAUUGUUCGCGAGGAGCUUGGUGCGAAUAUCGCGAUCAAUUGCUCUGCUGAUGUUCUGCGCGAAGUCGGAGAAUACGAGCGAACAGUGACAACUUGCACCAAUACUCUCGUCAAGCCGGUAGUCGAGAAAUACCUGCACAAUCUGUCUGAGGCACUGGCAGCGGAUAGUGAGGCUAUUCGGGUCCUCAAGAGCGAUGGAGGACUCACCAGUCUCACCCUGGCGUCUGAAUUACCAGUCAAUAUCCUCAUGUCAGGUCCUGCUGGAGGUGUGAAAGGAGUAGCCGAUGUUGUCGCUCGAAGCACUCCAUACAAAAAUUUGAUUACCUUGGACAUGGGCGGAACUUCCACCGAUUGUGCGCUGAUUUACAACGGGAAACCCCAGCUCCGACGAGAAACCGUCGUGGAAAGCCAUUCUGUUCGGGCGCCUGCGGUGGAUAUCAAAACUGUCGGAGCCGGAGGAGGAUCUAUCACAACGUACAUGGAGCUGACUGAAACGAUGAGAGUGGGCCCCGAGAGUGCCGGAGCAGUGCCUGGGCCUGCGUCAUACGGAAAAGGUGGCAAGCAGGCGACCGUGACAGAUGCAAAUUUGGUCUUGGGAUACUUGCCCAAGACACUUUUAGGUGGCGAGUUCGCUCUGGAUGUCCAGGCUGCCUUGACUGCCGUUGAAGACAUUGCAAACCAAAUGAAGCUUCCCGUUAUACAGACAGCAGAAGACAUCAUCACAAUCAUCAAUGAGACCAUGUAUGGGGCCUUGCGUCUUGUUUCUGUGGAACAAGGCUACGACCCUCGUGAAUUCGCACUGGUCGCCUUUGGCGGUGCUGGCCCGCUGCAUGCAAAUGCUGUCGGACAGCUGCUUGGUGCCUGGCCUGUCAUCAUUCCGCCUUCGCCUGGAAUCUUGUGUGCGCAGGGAGAUGCCGCUACCAAGCUCAGACAUGAACAAUCAGCGACAUUCAUUCGUCUCGUCUUGUCGACGACUAUCACCGAGGCCGUGGGGGUGUAUCAAACACUCGAUCAAGAGUGCCGUGAGACAUUAUCCAGGACCGCGGGCAAGGUGUGGCCAGUCUCGUGGCGAACAUCAUACCAAGCAGACCUUCGGUAUAAGGGUCAAGCUUUGACCAUCACAAUUGAUCUUGAAGAGAGUGAUCUAGCCCUCAGUGCCGAGGAGUGGCAUAAUAUGCUGCGCCAAAAGUUCGAUCAACAGCACCAACAAAUGUUUACCUACUGUCUGCCCGACUUUGAACUCGAGCUGAUGAGAUUGGGAGUUGUGCUGGAGGAUUCAUCACCUGGUAUUGACAUCCCCGAGGUUGAACAAGCGACUGUUCCUCCUGCAGAUGCGAAGACCGGCGAGCAGAUUAUCAUCGUAGAAGGCAAAGAGAAACUUGCAACGCUGUGGGAUCGUCAGAAGAUCAGUAAACAGGGUAUCCGAGUCAAUGGACCAUGCAUCAUCUCUGAGAUGGAUAGCAAUACUUUAAUCUUGCCAGGGUAUUAUGGCGAAAUUGACAGCAUUGGAAAUAUUCUCAUUAACCCCUUGGAGAAGAAACCUGCUGUUGCUACAUUGCACACUGCCGAAUCGGCCAAAGAGCUCGUGAAGACCACUCCAUUGGUUCCGACGCUGAUUUCCUCAACGCUUGCUUCUAUUCGCGGUGAGAUGGACAAGAUGAUGCUGCGAUGCAGCAUGUCUCCUGCAAUCCGAGAACAACAAGAUGAGUUCAAUGUUAUCACUGACCGUGAAGGUAAAAUGCUGGUUGGUCAGUUCGGUAGUUUCAUCACUCAGUUCCUUGAUAUCUGGGAGGGCUCAAUCGAGGAGGGCGACGUCUUCAUCACCAACGACACCUACCAAGUACAAGGAGCCAUCAGCCAUCUCAACGACAUCAUCGCUUUCUUGCCUAUUUUUCAUGAUGGGAGAAUCAUCGGUUUUGCCUCGCAAUUCGGUCACCUCACUGAUGUGGGUGGCAUUGUUCCCGGGAGCAUGUCAAUUAACGCAACAUCUGUCUUCGACGACGGUGUGCAGAUCCCAUGCAUCAAACUGUAUACCCGGGGCGUGAUGAACAACGAUAUGGUCAAUCUUUUGUGUCGUAACUCUCGGCAGCCAGCUUGGUAUCGCUCCGAUUUGACCGCUAUCGUUGCGUCUUGUUCCAUGGCUGCGACCAGAGUUCGAGAGUUGGCGACUCGCUUUGGUGUGGAGGUGUAUUUAGCUGCAUGCUCUGAGCUACUCUACCGCAACCGCAGCGGCUUUGCCAAGAUUAUCGAGCGACAGUUCGAUGACUUGGAGAGCAAAUUCACCGACUUUGUCGAUGACGACGGCCACGGCGUCGGACCCUGGGCCCUGACAUGCUCCAUGAAAAAGGUAGAUGGUAAUCGACUGAAGUUUGACUGGAGCGGAACUUCGCCACAAAGCGAACGCAGUAUCAACUUUUAUCUCUCAGAGACGAUGUUCCGGAUGUUCAUCGGCUACUAUCUUAUUGCAGCAGCUGCCCCAGGAACAGUCAUCAACGACGGUUUCCACGACUUAAUCGACGUGCACAUUCCCAAAGGCACAGUUCUGAAACCCGUUCGACCAGCGCCAAUCUCGUGCCGCACUCAUUUCCUCGGACGCACCUUGGACAUUGUUCAGGCUCUUAUCGGUCAGAAGCAAGACUCUUACCAGGCAGCUGCGGGUUUCAGUGACUCGCCGCACUUCUUUUACUCUGGUUUCAAGCCGGAUGGUGAAUGGUACCAGCUCUAUCAGAUUGGCUUUGGAGGUGUACCGGCCCGGCAGGCUGGUGAUGGUCCAGACUGCCACUGUCUGUUCCCUGCGAUCAAAUCCAUCCCCACGGAGAUCAUCGAGCUCAACUAUCCACUUCGCAUUGAAGCAAAUGAGAGCGUUGCUAACAGUGGUGGUCCCGGAUUCUAUCGUGGUGGAAAUGCUCAGCGCACGCUGUACCGAUUCCUGGCGCGUGGCGAAUUCAGUCUGCAUGAUGAUCGAUGGUUCACCAAGCCUUGGGGCUUGAAGGGUGGUAAGCCCGGACAGCGAUCUCGUAAAACUUUGUACCGAUACUCCAAGUCAGAGUCGAACCCUCCCACCGAGAUCCUGCCUUCGAAGUGUGAUCAUGUCCGUGUCGAUCCGGGUGAUCUACUCGAGUGGGUGACCUGGGGCGGUGGUGGACUUGGUGAUCCUUUGACGCGCCCUGCCGAAAAAGUUGCAUUGGAGGUUCAGCGGAAACUCGUGACGGUCGAGGGAGCUCGUGCUGGGUACGGUGUUGCGGUGAACGACGAUUUCUCUGUGAACGAUGUAGAGACCGAGACGCUGCGUACCCAAAUCCGACUGCAACGCACACAGAUCGAUGAAUCUUUCAUCUAUGAUCGUGGAGGCAGUAUUGAAGAGUUGCGAGAGACCUGUUUGCAAGAGACUGGUCUUCCUGCCCCGUUGCCUCAGUGGGAAACAGACCUCUAUGGGCCUCAUGCUGGGGUUUCAUAUGUGCAGGAUUGGUUUACUGACAUGCGAUCGCGCAAGGGAUGGGAGUUGAGUUGA
Molecule: messenger RNA, 4068 nt
Organism: Penicillium salamii
Lineage: Eukaryota; Fungi; Ascomycota; Eurotiomycetes; Eurotiales; Aspergillaceae
Source: the annotation of a GenBank genome assembly